Molecule: messenger RNA, 995 nt
Organism: Carassius carassius (crucian carp)
Lineage: Eukaryota; Metazoa; Chordata; Actinopteri; Cypriniformes; Cyprinidae
Product: complement C1q-like protein 4
Exons: 4
Coding region: 152-754 (200 amino acids)
Molecular function (GO): protein binding
Source: RefSeq, a predicted model, not a curated record
UAAUGACAAAUGCUUCUUCUGUUUAAAUAUUUAAUCCAUUUCAGGAAUUGACUUGACCUUUGGACCCAAUUUCUCCAGUCUCCUGUAUUUUUUUCUUUUUCACAGAUCAUUUUCGUCUAUUUAGUUGGCCUUCAGGGGUUGGGUCUACAAGAUGAACAUUAAUGCUGAGUCUGAGAAGCUUAAAAACAUGGAGGAAAGGAUGCAAAAAUUAGAAGAAACACUUACCAAAGUAUUGUCUGAGAAUGCAGCUUUAAAAAGCACAGUACGUGACUCACAAAAUAAGAUUGAAUCUUUACAGAAAGAAAAUGAUUUUAUUAAAAAUAACAAGUCACUAUUGUUCAUAGCCAAAAAAGUUGCCUUCUCAGCUGGACUUCUGUCAUCUGGAUUAGGACACACUGGCCCCAUUGGUACUGCAAAAACUCUAGUCUACAGCAAAGUUUUCAGUAAUGUUGGAAGUGCCUAUGACUCAAAUACUGGUGUCUUCAAAGCACCAAUGAAAGGAGUCUAUUACUUCAGAUUUUAUGCUCAUUGUCACAUUGGUACCAAAAUGGCAGUCAGUCUCUUGAAGAAUGGUCAAACUCAAUGCACUGUGUUUUCUUGGAAGCCUGUCACCAAUGGUAAUGCCAGCAAUGGUAUUGUUCUCAAACUGGAGUCUGGUGAUGAAAUGUCUACUCAACUUUGGGCGAACACCUGGGUUUAUGAUGAUGCAAACAGUUACACCAGUUUCAGUGGUUUUCUUAUUUUCCCCUCGUGAAUGUAUUAUUUUAUAACCUAUAUUAAGUGCAGGAUGUGAUGCAUGAUUAUUUUAUGGAAAUUGUUUGUUCCUGUGUAAGUAAACAAUGUUUGAGUAAAAAAGAUAAUUAAAACCAUCGAAAAGAACCAAAAAGAGAACGUUAUUUAUGCUUCAAAGUGAAAAUAUUAAUGUGUGCUUUCCAGAUCACAAACUGUUUUCAGACAUUACAUCAGCGUAAAAUUUAAAAAUAUAAUCUAUGCUU